Neofelis nebulosa (Clouded leopard) is the source of this 4269-nucleotide messenger RNA. RefSeq names its product RCSD domain containing 1 (gene RCSD1). The record is from RefSeq and is a predicted model, not a curated record. Lineage: Eukaryota; Metazoa; Chordata; Mammalia; Carnivora; Felidae. The coding region runs from base 237 to 1652 and encodes 471 amino acids. Gene Ontology annotation, molecular function: retromer complex binding; phosphatidylinositol phosphate binding; actin filament binding. The transcript is spliced from 8 exons. Gene Ontology annotation, cellular component: WASH complex; early endosome. Gene Ontology annotation, biological process: protein localization to endosome; skeletal muscle contraction; retrograde transport, endosome to Golgi.
CUCCCCCGCUCCCCACCCCUUCCCCCCUCCCCCCACCCCCGGCCUCCCCCUCCCUCGUGCUCUCGCGCAGGGCCGGGCCGCCCGCAGUCCCGAGCGAGGCAGCCGGCGCGCCGCCGCCCCCUUGCCCUGCGCGCCGCAGCCCCGGCCCGGCGGGCGCGGGGAGCCGAGCGGACAGCGAGCGCGGCCGCCGCGGAGCCGGCACCUGGAGGCCAUGGAGGACUUCCAGAGGAGACGAGAUGAUCCAUGAACUGGGUCUGGAAGCAAGACCGUGUCUUUCACGCUGGCAAAGGUGUAAAGCCUGGGGAAGAACACUUACCUGUGCCGCUCACGCUCAUUCCCUGGGGACUUACACACCUCAUGGCUGGAGAUGUUUCUCCCCGAUGAAAACGAAACCUGCUUCGCAAACACAAAGAAUGUUUUCAGUGAUUUUAAUUCCCCUUCAUGCUUUGGAGCGUGAUUCGGAGCGGCAGGAAAGACCGGCAGAGACCAGUGCCAAUGUGGAUGACUCGGCACCCCCCUCGGUGGCCCAGCUGGCUGGGCGGUUUAGGGAGCAGGCAGCCGCUGCAAAGGAGACACCAGCCUGUAAGCCAACAAGAAGGAAACCACCCUGCUCCCUCCCCCUGUUCCCCCCCAAGGUAGAGCUGGGCCAGAACGGUGAGGAGAAAUCACCGCCCAAUGCAAGCCACCCUCCUAAAAUCAAGGUGAAGAGUUCGCCUCUGAUUGAGAAGCUUCAGGCCAACUUAGCUUUUGAUCCAGCAGCCCUGCUGCCUGGUGCCUCACCCAAGAGUCCUGGACUCAAGGCCGCGGUGUCACCAUUCCAGAGCCCGCCGUCCACCCCCAGCAGCCCUGGUGUGCGGUGUCAGGCUGGCGAGCUGGAGGAGGUGCCGGUCAGCUUUGACCAGCCUCCGGAGGGCAGCCAUCUGCCCUGCUACAAUAAGGUGCGGACGAGGGGCUCGAUAAAAAGGCGUCCUCCCUCCAGGCGAUUCCGAAGGUCUCAGUCAGACUGUGGGGACCUGGGAGGUUUCAGGGCCCCCGAGUCAUCCCAGGAGAAUGGUGCCAAGGAAGAGAAUGGGGAUGAGGUGUUCCCAUCCAAGAGCAAGGCCCCGGGGUCCCCGCCGCCCAGCGAGAAGCCGGUGGGGGAGCUGGGGUCCCAGGAGAAGCCUCCUCUGAGGAGGAUGUCCAGCAGGACGGAGAAGCAGGAGGAGAAGGGCAGGGCCCCGGGGGAAGCCCAGCAUCACCAGGAGGCUGUGGGGGGCUCUGAAGAGGAGGCCGGCACCCGUCCAGCCAAGGAGGAGGCCGUUCAGCCAGCCCCGGCCUCCAACCCGGAGGCAGCGAACGGGUGCAGGAGCCCCACAGAAGAAAAACCAGCCGGGGAACAGACAGAAAAGUCUGCAGAGGUGAAGGAGGAGAGGGCAGAAAAUGAAGAGGGUGAGCCCGGGCAGAGUUGCCAAGACACAAAGGGGCUGGCGGAGGGAGCUGCGGGGGAGGCCCCACCGAGCCCCCCUGGAGGAGUGGAGGGCGGCCACAGCUUUGAGCAGGGGAGAGGCGAGGAAAAGGACCAAGAGGGGGCCGUUCUGGAGCCAGGCUGCAACCCCAGCGAUGAGGCCCCCAAGACAGAGGAUGACACUCCUGUCCAGGACACUAAAAUGUGAAGAGCUCCUUGUGCCUAGUGAUGCAGCUGCUGGAGACCUCUCUUUAGAAGUAGCAGCAAGAGUAGUAGCAGCAAAUGAAGCCAAAGCAGAAUUUCGUGGAGGGUCGGAGGCAGCCUGAAGACAGAGCGUGUUAUUUCCAGGCCUCCACGCUGAACGUCCCCUUGCACACAGAGAUCCGGCAGAGGGCAGCAGCCUUUUAUCAGCCUGAGUUUGUGUCACUUACCGGACUUGGUUAAAAGCAGACAAACAAAAAUUAUUUAAAACAAUUUACUGUGGUGACAACUCCCAGGAAUACUGGUCAGCUGCGGGGCCUGAAUCCUAUCCACACCCACCUGUCCCUGUGGCUGACGUCGGAACUGGAUUCUGAUUUAGCUAAUCAGAUUUUGUUUGUGUAAAGCGAUAGCCUUUUUACUGUUCUGACAAGUUUUUAUGAUUCUCAGAUGUAAGUAAGAACUAAUUUCAGACCGGCUAGGAACAAAAGAAAAUAGAGUCGCUGGAAAUAUAAAUCCUGUAAGUUACAGAAGACCUUACAUUUUAUCAAGACCCGGAGACAGCCUCUCAGCUUCAUCCAAAUUUGAACUGGCCAGCCAGUUUUUAAUCCUUGGACUGGAAAGAGAUACUUACUGCAACAUUAAAAAAAUAGGUAUCUGUUCCAUCCAGAGGGAGCUUUUACUUUUGGGUAGUUUUCUAGUUGUUGGUACACCGGGAGGUGACAGGCUUAGCCGUCCCUCUUCUGCCGAGGGGGAGGGGGGAGGAGGUGGAGGCAGAGAGCAAACCUCAUGGAGAAGCAGAUGUCAAGAGGUUUCACGGCUCCGUGCGCUGCAUUUGCUGUGUGCAGAGCAAGGAUUCCUUAACGAUGCCUGCCCUCGGCCUGGAGGGAUGAGAUUUGCACUUCCAGGAGGAGAUCUUGAGCAUGGAGUAGAUCUUUCCUGGGAGGUGCUUUGAGCAUCAUAUUUUGAAAGGUACAAAACUAGAACAUCCUUCCUAGAUUCCCUGGGAAGCUGCUCUGGAAUCAAAGCCCGGGCUCUCUUUCCAGACUCAGGAGGAGGGUUGGGUCUUCAGUCUGUUCUCACUGGGUAGCUUUCGCUUUAAUGUUCUUGGUGGAAAGUGCAGGGGCUUUGCAAGGAACAGGGGCCUGACUACCCGUUCCUUGACUAAUACCCUCCUCCCCUCUUGAUGCACUCGUGCCCAAAGAGGUCAAUCCACAUAAAUGUUUAAUCUUUAGGGUUGGUUCUUACUCAGGUUCGAGUAUUUCAGUGUCUCGUUGUGCUGAUGAGGUAGGUGGGCAGUCGUUUUUCUGGAGGCCUGUUAGACCACCUCCUACCCUGACUCAGAAAAUAGUCCUCCAGACCAAGGGCCUUAUGUCACUGCUGGUACCUCUAUGUUUUCAUCCUGUUACAGUUUUCCUAAUGCCAGAAUAGUGUUAAUACUUGGGAUAUAUAUUUUUUCAAAACUAUUUUUAAAUACAUGCAUCUUCUAAAACUUGUAACAUAGUCAAGCCCAAUAUUAGAAGUUUUAUGUUUUCACAGAGUUUUGGGAGAUGUGUGUUUCAGUUAAUUUGAGGUCUAUAUAAUGUAUAUCUGUCCAUCCAAUCAUCUAUCUAUCUGUCUAUCUAUCAUCAACAGAGAUGUAUACCCCCCCCUCCCCGCAAACGAUUAUAUAUGUCUUUGGGUUAUUUCUACACGCACGCAUAUUCAGACCAGAGUUUAGUGAAUGUGUGCAUGAUUAUGAGCAUGUGUGACAUAAAGGGGACAUCUGCCACUUUCCUUGACUUGAAAAAGGACUGGAACAGAAAGCAUGGGAUGUAGAUGUGAAGAUGAAACUAUUUUUUGUCUGGAGCGGCUACACCUUACAGCAGCAGGUGAGUAAGGAGCAAUACAAAAUGACAGGAAUGUGACACGGAAGGAGCAGGUGUGAUGGGGUCAGAAUACCUUUCUGUCUGCCUGGGUCCCUAUUAGUCACAUUCCUGAAUCUCUUUUGUGAGAAAGCAGAGACCCUAUUCCCAGAGGUUGUCAUUAGUGAUGGGGGCUCUCAGCAGGGAGUUCACAAAGUGCAGGAACCUCAGAACCCCGGGUCCCGCCACAGGCUAGGCCAGCUGGUUAUCACCCUCCUCUCCCGAAACAACUCUGAUGAUGUGUUGCAUUUGCAGAUCUGGGAUCUCAAAGGUGAGGAUCAAAGGAAUCUAUGGCUGUCUUAGAUAGCUCCAGGUCCUUACCGGGCCAGGAAGAUUGUGUUUCCUUCGGGCUUCCCUAAUAGGCUUGAAAGAAAACACUGAUUCUUCACAGCUACAAGGCUAAAGAAAGGGGGCAGAGUCCCUCCUCCUGUACCUCUGUCAUCCAGCUUGAAUUUUAAACUGUAUCCUCCCUUUCUCCAGAAACGGAGCAAGGAAAAAACCCCGGAUGCUUUGAAAGGAUGUGCCCGUGUUUACUAGGGGGCUGUGACACUGUUUCAGUUGCAUGUGGAACCAGAUAACCAGAUGACCACAAGAAGCCCCGGGGUCUGAGCCCUCCAUUCUCCUCACUGAGGUCACCCUGAACCACGUUGGUUUGGGCCUGUGAUCAGUAGACUAGACAAUAAAUAUAUGUCCAAUAAAAGGAAGAAACUAGUGGACAGGCAA